Molecule: messenger RNA, 4301 nt
Organism: Papilio polytes (common Mormon)
Lineage: Eukaryota; Metazoa; Arthropoda; Insecta; Lepidoptera; Papilionidae
Gene: CenB1A
Product: arf-GAP with coiled-coil, ANK repeat and PH domain-containing protein 2
Exons: 20
Coding region: 95-2482 (795 amino acids)
Cellular component (GO): cytoplasm
Molecular function (GO): GTPase activator activity; protein binding
Source: RefSeq, a predicted model, not a curated record
UACGUUUAUUGUUGUACGAAGACAAGACUUUUUGUUUCGUGUAGAAAAUGUUGUAAAAUAUAUAAUCACAUUGACUGUAAUUAAAAUCAUAACAAUGAAGCCUUUAAUCGAUUUUGAUGAAUGUUUAAGAGAUUCCCCAAAAUUUAGGGAACAGCUGGAGACCGAAGAAGCUAGUAUUGAUGGUUUAGAGCAUAAGCUUGAUAAAGUCCUCAAGACAUGCUCUUUCAUGAUAGAAUCCGGUAAAACAUACAUGACUCAUAGGAGUGCUUUUACCAAUGCCCUAUGGGACUUGAGCAGUAGUUUCUCUGAGGAUCCACCUGUUAUGGCAACACUAAACCGAAUGAUCCAUGCUUUACAAGAAAUGAACAAGUUUCACUCAAUACUGCUGGACCAGGCAUCAAGGACUGUACUCAAGAAUCUCUCAGCAUUCAUUAAAAUAGACAUAAAAGGUGUGAAAGAGAGCAAGCAUCAUUUUGAUAAAAUCUCAAAUGAUCUGGAUAUAGCUUUAAUACGAAACUCACAGGUAUCUCGUAACAAGUCAAGUGAUGUGGAGGAGACGGUUAACCUUUUGCUCGCGACUCGCUCCUGCUUCCGGCACACCGCGCUCGACCACGUGCAGAAGAUCACAAUGCUGCAAGCUAGGAAGCGACAUGAGAUAUUGGCAACGUUUCUGUCGUAUAUGCAAGCUUGCUGCACUUAUUAUCAUCAAGGAGCUGAUUUAUCCGAAGAUUUGGAACCAUUUCUCAAAUCAACAGCGGAUGAGGUGACGACAAUGCGUAGUGAUACAAAAGCCUUGGAUAAAGAAAUGGAAAACCGACAUACUAUAGUCAACAGCCAGGAUACAGUCCUGCCAAGUUGCAAAGACCAUGCAAAUGAGACUGACUGCAAAGACGGUCUAUUGACUACGCCUUGUCUAAAAAACUUACCAAGGAUGCAAGGUUACCUCUUUAAAAGGACUUCCAAUGCAUUCAAAACUUGGAACAGAAGAUGGUUUUAUUUGUACGACAAUCGAUUGGUCUAUAGGAAAAGAACUGGUGAAUUAAAUGUAACAGUGAUGGAAGAGGAUUUACGAUUGUGUACGGUGAAGCCAGUGUUGGACGGCGAGAGGAGGUUCUGUUUCGAAGUUUUAUCGCCUUCCAAGAGCCACAUGCUGCAAGCGGACUCGGAGGAGAUGGUGAGCUCGUGGAUGGCGGCGCUGCAGAGCGGCAUCCGCUCCGCCAUACAGCAGGGCCGCGGCCGCGACCCGCCCGACACGCAGCUCGUGCUGGUGCCCGACACCGACCACCGCAACGACAGGAUGAAGAAAGUCAGGAUAUGGGAGCAGUUGCUGAAUAUUCCCGGCAACAACUACUGCUGCGACUGCGGCGGCGCCAACCCGCGCUGGGCCAGCAUUAACCUCGGCAUUACACUUUGCAUAGCAUGUUCUGGCGUGCACCGCUCGUUGGGGGUACACGUCAGCAAAGUUCGCUCUCUCACUCUAGACGACUGGGAACCUGAUAUUAUUAAGGUGAUGGCGGAGCUGGGUAAUAAAAUAGUGAAUUUAAUCUACGAGGCGAAUACUGAAGGCACCGACCUCACCAGACCUACGCCUAACUGUGAAACGUCAGUUCGCGAGGCGUGGAUCCGCGCUAAGUAUGUGUCGCUGUCGUUCGUGCGCGACGUGGCCGCCCCCGCUGCCCCCGCCCCCGCCGCCCGUCGCUGGUCCGUGCGUCGUGCUAGGCGCAGCAGAGUGCGCGCGCAGCCGCAGGUUCCUGAAACUAUUGCGGAUGAGAAAAGUGACGUCAACAGCAACACCAGUGCAUCAGAGAGUGGCAGCAAGAGCGAGGGCAGCCCGGUGCUGCUGAUCGGCAGCGAGCUGGCGGAGGGCGACAGGGACCUCCACCUCAGCCUGCCCUCCGACCACGACUCCACGGAGGGCGAGGACACAGAUGAACUUGAGACGGAGGAGGUGUCGAGGCUGUCCGCGGGGGCAGUGCUGUGCCGCGCGGCGCACGCGCACAAUGUGUGCGUGAUGCGCGCCGCGCUCGCCGCCGGCGCCUCGCCCGCCGCCGCCGCCGCGCGCCGCCGACAGCCGCUGCACGCCGCCGUGCUCAGUGGUUCAGUGAUGGCGUGCUCCUUUUUACUGCUGAACGGCAGUAAGCUGAACGCGCAAGAUGAGGACGGCAACACGCCGCUGCACCUCGCCACACAGGCCGGGCAUACUGGACAGGUGUGCUUGUUGCUGCGAUACCGCGCCGACCAGUCCAUAACGAACAAGGAGGGCCGCACGCCGCUCGACAUCGCUGUCGAACACGCCAAUGCUGAUAUUGUCACAUUGUUACGCCUAACAAAGUUAAAUGAAGAAAUGCGUGAGAACGAGAUGUCUUCAAAUGAUGAUACUUACAACGAGGUGUUCCGCGACUACACGCAGCUCGCGCACUCGCACCCCGAGCGCCUCGUGCGCAGGCACAACAACAACGACGGUGAACAGAGCAGCGAAUGAUGACCGGAUUAUCUCCGUCGCUGGAGAUAUUUGUGGUGCGAAUGAAAUUUAUCCAGUCGUGUAUAAAAACUUCGCAUAUUUACUGUCUACCUUUUUUAAAGAUAAGUGCCGUAUUCUCGUUAUAUUGUAUUGAUAUAUUGCUUUUAAGUAUGUAAAAAGUAAAAAUGUGAUUCCCGUGAAAAUAAUAAAAAAAAUGAAUUAACGGUUUACAUAAUAAUGAAAACUGAUCAGUGUUAUUAAUAUAUCAAGUUUAGAAAUGGAUAUAUUGAAUAAUCGUUCAUAAUCAAUUAAUUCUAAAAGGGAUUGACAGAAAUUAUGUUUAAAUUUUGUAAUUUAAGUCCGCUACCUACAAUCAAUUUUACUUGACAGUUUUAACUGAACAAAUCGACUUCGGCACUUACUGUAAUAUUUAACUGUGAAAAUUUUGACUACACAGUUGUAACUGUCGAACUGUACAGUUGAAAAAUAUGUAACUCACAGUCAACACUUUGAAUGCUACUAUAAUUUUGAUAUGAAAAUAUACUCUUCAUAUAGUAGCAUUGAAAGUGUUAACUUCCAGUUGUAUAUAUCCCGGUUUUGUUUCGGAAUUCCUAUCUAUUAAGAAUACAAUAUUUUUCUAUUAAAAAUCAUAAUUUAACAUGAAUCUUCUGAAAGCAAUAGAUUUAAAUACUGUAUGAGGAAUUGAUAAAUGUUGUUCAAAGUUACUCUUAGAAUAAUUUUCAAUAGUUUUGUUUCAUAUUAAUUUCUCUAACACUUUAAUUCUCCUAAAAUAUGGAAGUAACAAAAACAAGAAGGCUAAAAAUGUGCCAUUCGUAUAGAAAUUAUCAACAUGACACAAGAUCUGUAUCUUUUUUAAUCAAUUUUAUAUGAAAUUUUUAAAAAUUAUUUUAUCGCGAUCUCUAAAACUUUGGAGGCUUUGUGUAUUAUGCCAAAUUUACGUCUAUUCCAAUAUCAAUUUUAUACGUCUCUUGAAAAUUUAUAAUUUUUAUCAAUAUGAUAUUUAAAUAUUUAAGGCCAUAUAAAUAUAAUCAUAUUUGCUUGUAUAUGCUUUUGUAGUAUACCAAAGAUUUUAAUAUUGGUGUAGAUUACGCUGAACUUUGACGGGUUACUUAAGAAAAUUAAAAUAACUGGUAAAGAUUAUCCACGAGGGUAGUGAAGGUUCCUUUCCCUUUCCACUUUAUACUAAUAAGGAAAGGAUUGGAAAUGGAAAAUGGAUUUGACGGUGGAAACUAGGAAGGGGAAAUAUCCUUUUUAUGAUCGUCUCCCAUAGACAUCUAGAUUGGAGUAAAUUUAAUUUCAAAACAAUACUGUUACAUUCAAUUGCAGUACUGGAUUGUGUAUAUAUUGUGUCCUCGUGUGAAACUAACAUAAUGAGUUCCGAUUGCCGUCAAUCUGUUAACCCUUAAUUCAAUAGUGUCGCGUGUGACGAACUAAUAAUAAAAAAAAAUCUACUGAAGUGUAGAGAAAAGUACUAAUUUUGAUUUUAAAACUAAACGAAUUAAGGGUUAGUUCUGCACAAUCAAAUGUACAUAUAUUAAUGUUAACUGACAUUUAUUGUCAGAUAUAUGAUAUAAAAGUAAGAAACAUGAAUUAUGUUAAAAAUUAGUUUAUGAGAUAGUGAUAUAUGUAUUGAAACAUCGACGUUUGCUUUAAAAAACGUUAAUUGUUUAUAAAACUUCCUAAUUAUGUUAUCUUAAACCGUGAUAUAAUGACAAGCUUGUUAUGUCCUACUAGCUGUUAGCGACUUCGACCGCGUGAAAUUGAAAAAAAUAAUAAAAAACACAACUUAUGAUACUCAGACAAGUUACCUUUCUAACGG